Messenger RNA from Copidosoma floridanum, 12066 nucleotides. It is a transcript of the gene dom, whose product is annotated as domino helicase. Gene Ontology annotation, biological process: chromatin remodeling. Gene Ontology annotation, molecular function: ATP hydrolysis activity; histone binding; ATP binding. Gene Ontology annotation, cellular component: Swr1 complex. The record is from RefSeq and is a predicted model, not a curated record. NCBI's taxonomy places the organism in Eukaryota, Metazoa, Arthropoda, Insecta, Hymenoptera, Encyrtidae.
CAUUUUGUUUGAGAAAAGCUGCCCGCGCGCACCAACCUUAGCGCGAGACGACGACUACACAGCAGCAACGAGGUCGCCGGUGGCGCCGCCGUCGCCAUCAUCAGCUAAUGACCUGUGCGCGCUCUUUCGUUUCUUUCUCGCGCGCCAUGCCAUACAUAACGUAACGUAUAAACAGAGGCCUCCAGCUAUCAGCGCGCGCAGCUCUUCCUCGAGAGCGAGGUCGUACAGCAGCCAAAACCACAUGAUGCCGUCCUGCUAGAGAUCUCUCGGGCGUCUUGUGUUUUACUGGAUCCAAAACCGCUGUCCCUUUCCCCUGCCAAGACAACGACAUUGUUUUGGGCGCCUUCGUAAUAUCCCUCCGUCUGUCACUGGAGCCAGAAGCAACUAUCGAAGUAUCUAGAACUACAAGGAGACUGGCUAUUAUUAGUCUCCACGGAUGGCUCGACAACGCAAACAUCCGCUGAUUACGCCACGUAUCAUGUGUGAUGAGUGAUAAACAAGGGGCACCUACUUUGCCGCCCCUUUCUGGGGGUGGAGGAAUUAUUAAUGGGGGGAGCAAUGGAGGUGCACCGCAGCAAACAGUUAGUUUUCAGCAAGUCUUUGCCAACGUUAUUUCAUCAGCUAAUGUACAACAGUUUGUACUUGCAUCCCAAGUUCCAGGUCCUACCCAGGUACUUCCCAGAAGCGGGACAUCAGGCCAGCCGAUUGGCCUCACCCGCAUCAUUAAUUUAUCGGGUGCGCCGCCGCGCGUCGGUGUCGUCAACGUUACCACUGCGAGCCCUGUCGGGGUGGCCUGCGCCACCCCGGCUCCUGGCCACCAGAGCAAGCUCGUGUUGACGACGUCACCCAAGCUGGUGCGUACUUCGAUUGCAAACAUGCUUCAGCGUCCUCCAGCGCCUACAACCAGUCAACCGCAGCAGCAGCCACAACAACAACAACAACAACAACAACAACAACAGUCACCGUCCCCCUCGUUGUCAUCGUCGCAACAGCAGCCGCCCGCUAAGAAGAAGCGCGUGACAGAUGGAGGAGUCAGUAUCCCGGAGCGUCCCGCAGGCCAGCAUCAACAUGAGCCGCCCGCCGACGUGAUGGGCUACCGACGUCGUAUAAUCGAGCACAAGCUCCGCCGAUUGAACGCCAUUCGCGACAAGUACAACGAGAAUCUGAGCGAAUACUACUUCCUGCACAACAGCGGCAACAUAUUAGAUUUCUUGGCCUGGAAAGAGCGCCCGCCCACGCCCCGUUACCUGAGUUUUCUCAAGCAGCAUCAACUGGAACCGCAGGAGGUUGCGGGGGGUGCGGAAGAACAGCAGAAGGAGACCAUCGCCACUCCUACUACGACUACUGCUGUUGCAGCUGCUGCUACUACUACUACCGCCUCCGCCCGCGCCGCUGCUGCCACCGUAACGUCGCAAACGACGAGCGCUGCUGCGACAACAGUGGCGACGACAACUACGCCAUCAGCUGCAUCUUCGGAAUCAGAGCCGCAACCGGCCACCACAGCGGCAACAGUAGCAACAGUCGCGACCACUUCGUCGUCUACCGUCGCUGCCGUUGCCGGCGCGUCGAGCAGCAGCAGCAGCACAGCUAUGACCGCUGCCGUGCAGUCGUCGACAGCCAUCAAUCCGUCGACGAGCGAUUGCAGCAGCAGUAACAGUGGUGGUAACAGUAGUGGCAACAGCAGCAACAACGGUAGCGGCAAACCCGCAGCCACGACUGUAACCGUGGUAACUGUGGCGACGAGCUCGACGCCGAUGGUGAGCGAUGACCAAGGCGGUGCCGAGGUCGCACUCUCUGGAGGGACGCCCGUCGCUGUCUCGACGACCUUGCCCCCGGCCGUCGCGCAGCUCAGCCAGCAAGGGCAAGUACCUGGUCGGCCACAAGGCGGCAGACAUGGCAUGAUCUUUGCCUUCAGAGCAGCAAUUCAGUCUUCACCAGUCACAGCUCACCCUUCACCCACUACUACCACUUCUACUAUAGCACCUGUCCUUGUCAUAGGUAGCACACCGGUCGUUAUUGAUUCGCCCAAGUCCAAUACAGCGACAGCAAAUAAUCCUGUAUCGGACAAGACACCAACGUCUAAUCCAGCAGAUAAGCUUCUUGGCACUCCUCCGAUUUCGUCUGCUCAACCCGUAGUUAAACUUGUAAAAUUAUCUCCUUCGUCGAUAGCGUCAUCUUCCUGUGAUACUGUCAGUAAUCAAGAACAAAUUGUCGAAAAAGCCAAACAGGAGGCUUAUGUCAUGCAGAGGAUCGCAGAAUUACAAAGGGAAGGCUUAUGGUCGGAAAAAAGGUUACCCAAAGUUCAAGAACCUCCUCGACCGAAAACUCAUUGGGACUAUCUGCUGGAAGAAAUGGUGUGGCUCUCAACAGAUUUCGCACAAGAAAGAAAAUGGAAAAAGUCAGCAGCGAAAAAAUGCGCACGGAUGGUCCAAAAAUACUUCCAAGAAAAAGCUUUACAAGCUCAGAAGGCUGAGAAGUUGGAAGAACUCAGGUUAAAGAAGAUUGCUGGCUUCAUUGCGAAAGAAAUUAAAACGUUUUGGGCUAAUGUUGAAAAGUUGGUAGAAUAUAAGCAACAAACUAGGCUAGAAGAAAAAAGGAAGAAAGCACUGGAUCAACACUUGAAUUUUAUCGUUGAUCAAACCGAGAAAUAUUCAACGUGGUUAACGGAAGGCUUAAACAAAACUGAAGGUAACCAGAGUACGCCAGCGUCGAUACACAGUUCUCGAAUAUCUUCUCCCCUACCGGCUGAAAAGCAUUCCGAUGACGAUUUCAAGCCAAAUCAAGAUUCGGAUGACGAUGAAGAAACGAUAGCAAAGGCAGAAGAAGAAAUAAAGUCGAAUCACAAAGAAGAAGUAGAACUUCUAAAAAAGGAAUCGGAACUUCCUUUAGAAGACUUUCUUAGAGAACUGCCGCCUAAUUAUCUUGAAGAAAGAGAUAUGAGUUUAUCUCCCGAACUAAGGGAAGUCGUGGAAGAAGAAAGUGAUGGAACAAAAGAUACAGACUUUACAGUGGCUUCAGAGUUAUCUUCUGAUGACGAAGACACCAUUCAAAAGCAAGAACAAUCUGAAAAGAACAUUGAUCACAAGCAAGAAAUCGACGAGUUGAAUGCUGAAAAUGAAAUGUCAAUUGAACAAUUAAUGGAAAAAUACGGUGCUACUUCUGAAACUACUAUGGAGCUUGAGGACAGUGAUGAAGAAUCGGGAAAAGAUGAAGAUGAAGAAGACGAUUCGGAAUCUGAGAACGAAACAGAGGACGAAGAUGACGUACAAAAUAAUUCCCAAACUCAAAGUGAUGAUGAUACCACUAUUGGUUUGAAGUCGUUACUCGAAGAUAUAUCCGAUGAAAACAAAAGUUUCAAUGAGACGUCUGAGAAACAAAAUGAAAUGGAUUCGGUCGCAGCUAUAGCCGAAAGUAUACAGCCAAAAGGAAAUACCCUUCUGACUACCAGUGUCGUGACCAAGAUUCCAUUUUUAUUAAAACACUCUCUGCGUGAAUAUCAACAUAUCGGAUUGGAUUGGCUCGUCACGAUGUACGAACGAAAAUUAAAUGGUAUUCUUGCCGACGAAAUGGGUUUGGGUAAAACAAUCCAGACAAUAGCUCUCUUGGCGCAUUUGGCUUGCGAAAAAGGCAACUGGGGUCCACAUUUAAUUAUAGUACCGACGUCUGUGAUGCUUAACUGGGAAAUGGAGUGCAAAAAGUGGUGUCCUGGUUUUAAAAUCUUGACUUAUUACGGUUCUCAAAAAGAGAGGAAACAAAAACGAAUGGGAUGGACGAAACCAAACGCUUUUCACGUAUGCAUCACGUCAUACAAACUUGUGAUACAAGAUCAUCAAAGCUUCAGAAGAAAAAAAUGGAAGUACCUCAUUUUGGACGAAGCACAGAAUAUUAAAAAUUUUAAAUCUCAGAGGUGGCAGUUGUUGUUGAACUUUCAAACGCAAAGGCGACUGUUGUUGACUGGAACUCCCUUACAGAACAAUCUGAUGGAGUUGUGGUCUCUAAUGCAUUUCCUCAUGCCAAAUGUUUUCCAGUCGCAUCGAGAGUUCAAAGAAUGGUUUAGCAAUCCUGUAACUGGCAUGAUCGAAGGGAAUAGCGAAUACAACGAAAACAUCAUUAGACGUCUCCACAAGGUUUUACGACCAUUUCUAUUAAGGAGGUUAAAAUGUGAGGUAGAAAAACAGUUACCAAAAAAAUACGAGCAUGUCGUGGUUUGCAGACUAUCGAAGCGACAGAGGUAUCUGUACGAUGAUUUCAUGUCAAGAGCAAAAACGAAAGAGACCUUAGCUAGCGGAAACUUGCUGAGUGUCAUGAACGUUCUUAUGCAACUGCGCAAAGUGUGCAAUCACCCAAAUCUGUUUGAAGUGCGACCGACAGUUUCGCCAUUUCAAAUGGAUGGAAUCGAUUUUUACACCGCAUCUUUGGCAUGGAGCGCUCUUGACUACGAUCCUUUCAAGCACAUUAACCUUUCCUGCUUGAACCUGCACCUCGUUGACCUAGAAUUUACCGUCACUGCAUUUGUGGCUCACAGACUAAAGAAGUUAAAAACACCGAGAAAACUUAUCGAAGAGAUUGACAGUUACCCAGAGCCUCCUCCAAGGUGUCCAUCAGGGAAGAUAAAAAUCCAUGUUCGGUUGUCGAAUCAAGUGAGCAAAGCAAAUACUGCCCCACAACUAAAUGCGCAACAGAUGAAAAUGAAAAGUUUUCCUGGUAUUUUACCGACUCCUCGAGUAGGGACGUCGCCCUUAGUGAGAUCUGCAAACAGUCAAACUCCUACUGGCCAAGGUGUAACGUUAAAAGUGGCUGGUGGACAGCAAAUGCAAGGUUUCUCUCUUCAGUUGGUUCCACAUCAGGGUGGCGUUAAAGCAAUUCCAGUACAAACGGUUCCUCAAAGUGUGCAUGGAACUGCAUCAGCAACACCAACAUCGGCGAAUAUUAGUACGCACAAAAUCAGCGUCAGUACUGAAAACACCAGAGAUGGAACUCAGAAAUUAAUUUACACGGUAAAACAGGGCGAAAAAGCCAGUUUUGCUCGCUUGGUUCAGACGUCAACUGGCAAUCACCUUAUCCUAACGAAUCCAAAUCAGACAUCCAAUGCUCUUUCUUUCCCAGUUAUAACGCCGAGCGGUCAGAGGUUGCAUGUUCUUCCGCAAAAGCACAGGCCGGGCUUGUCGUCGAUGUCGGUCAACAAAGUUAUCGGCAACGUUGUCACGUCGACUGGAGGAAUAGUCAACAAACCUGUUAUGCGAGUUUCGCCUCUCAACAUAUCGACGUCACAGUCUACCGGCCAAGUUCAAGUACAGUCGCAACAAAUCCGUGCGGUGAGAAACAUCCAAAAAAAUUCCGAGAAAAAUCCAACUAAAGAAAUUCCAAAGUCUGAGUUUUACUUGCCGGAAUUAGAAUUGAUGAGGCAACAGAAACUCCACGCCAAGCUAAAAACACUGGCUAACGUGAAUGAGAAAAAAUGUGCUGCUUUUCCAUUGUAUGGUAAAGAUCUAUUUUCUACGUUAAAAGUAACACAACCAGCAAAAGGUUGCGAAUGGCCUAACAGCUGGUUUAAUUGCGCUUCGGCAAAGCAGUCUGUUCGCACGCGUCGGCAGUACUUUGCGUGCACCGAAAGUUUGUCUAAAGCUAUUAAAUCCAUCGAGCAGGUUGUAGAAGAGAUGAAAGAUAUCUUUGAUAAAUUUAUGAUCUACGUACCAGCGGCGCAGGCGUCGCGACCUCGUUUUCACGUCUCGCAUCCUUCACCGUCCAAACUCUGGCAAAAUCAACGUCUCGAGCUCGAGUUGAAUCAUCAUUUGUCGUCAAAGGUGUCACUGUUCCAUCCAAUCACGAGGUCGAUGCAAACACAAUUCCCGGAUGUGAGACUGAUUCAGUACGACUGUGGAAAAUUACAGUCGCUAGAUUUAUUGCUAAGAAAACUGAAAUACGGUGAUCACAGAGUGUUGAUCUUCACCCAAAUGACCAGGAUGCUAGACGUGCUUGAAGCCUUCCUAAAUUACCACGGUUACAUUUACCUCAGACUCGACGGUGCCACGCGUGUCGAUCAACGACAAGUUUUGAUGGAACGCUUCAACAACGACAAGAGGAUUUUCUGCUUUAUUCUAUCAACAAGAUCUGGCGGUAUCGGUGUUAACUUGACCGGUGCCGAUACAGUGGUGUUUUACGAUAGUGACUGGAAUCCUACCAUGGAUGCUCAAGCACAAGACAGGUGUCACAGGAUAGGGCAAACUAGGGAUGUUCACAUUUACAGAUUGAUCAGUGAAAGGACCGUGGAAGAAAACAUUUUGAAGAAAGCCAAUCAGAAGAGGUUGCUUGGAGAUCUUGCGAUAGAAGGAGGAAAUUUCACCACUGCCUACUUCAAAAGCUCUACGAUUCAAGAUCUGUUCAAUGUCGAUCAAUCCGAGACCGAUGCUUCAGAGCGAAUGGCUGAAGUACUGGAGCAAAGUAAGGAUAGAGAGAGGAAUUUGCAGAAAGAAACGACUCAAUCAGAUGAAAAAACAGCAAUGGGUGCAUUGGAAAGUGCUUUGGCUGCAGUUGAAGAAGAUCUUGACGUGCAAGCUGCCAAAACUGCUAAGGCAGAAGCUGUGGCGGACUUAGCUGAGUUUGACGAAAAUAUCCCCGUGGAUGAUGCCGAUAACGAUGAAGCACAGAUCAGCAAAGCUGAGAUGGAAGUUCGAAAUCUCGUUUCUCAGCUAACUCCCAUUGAGCGCUUCGCCAUGCGCUUUGUCGAAGAGUCGGACGGUAUGUUCUCUGCUGCUCAACUUGCGGCUGCCGAGCGCGAACUUGAAGAACAAAAGAAGGAAUGGGAACUUGACAGGCUGCGUGCUAUGCGUGAGGAAGAAGAGCGCCAGAUGCGCAUGACGGACGACGACGAGAACCCAAUUACUUUCACACGCGAGGAUGCUCAAAAUCAGGUUAAUAAUUCAAGCAAUUCUAGGCGACGGGGUAAGGGUAGGAGGCCAUCGCGGCCAAGCGCUACUAUUAAGCGACGCGUGCGAGAAAAUCGAAGACUGUCUGCGCGUCAGAGUAGGAGACAGACUAGAAUUAGGUCGUGUCAUUAUAGAAAUGUAGAGGAGGAGAAAGAGGGUAGUUCGUCGGCGGUGUCUUCAGAGAGUGAGUCGGAGACCGUGUCGAUGUCCAACUCCGAGUCAAACGACGAAGACAUCGCCGAGGAGGUAGGUACCAGUUCGGAUGAAGAACGUAAGUCCAAUCAAACUGAUACUUCUGACAAAGACGAUAACGAAGACGAGGAAGACAAUUCAGAAGAAGACGAAAUCGGUGGCAGAAUCGCGAAAAGGCGAAAGAAAAAUAGCAUACUCCUUAAAGUGAAAAAGAAUCACUUGGAUCUUAAUAGUCCAAGAACGAGAUCGAGAGGAGACGUCAAAAUUAACUUGUGGACUCUAGAUGUCAGUCCCUUAUUGCCGGAGGGUAAAUCUCGUCACAGAUCAAGAAAAUCAAAACACAGUUUAUCCGAAAUAGCGGAUGAUAGUGAUGCCAAAACUGUUUCCGACUACCGCGACAAUUCGACGAGAAAAAUCAACGAUACUUCCACGAAUUCAAGUGCAGAUGAAAACAUGAGCGUCGAAGACGACACAGAACUGCAUGAGACUGGCAUCGAAAAAAACGAUAAUACGGUAGAAAUAAGAACAAGACGUUCGUCUCGUUUUAGUAAUAAAUCGUCUGAUAAAGAGAAAGUUGCAUGCGGUUUACCUAACGUAAUCGUGAACGAAGUCAAAUCGACGUGCCAAAAAACAAUUAUACCGACUGGUCAAGAAGCUCAGCAGACCGAAAGCAAGGAUCACGUCGUCGGUACGCCUAACAAAUGUGGCCGGACAAGAAAGCAAUCGCAAUCGAUUGUUGAAUCUAAUUCAAUAACGUAUUCCACUAGGUCUAGCAACAAGUUGGGACGAUCGCCCAAUGAUAAAAAAGUCAUGUCGCUCAGUGUUGAUAGUAAAGAGGAGUUGGAAAUCUGUGAUAUUAACGAUACUAGUAGCAAACAUAAAAAAAGUGUAGAAAGUAAUAGUAUCGUUAACGCUAGACUUUUAGAAGAACCACUUAGGCCCAAGAAUGCGAUUGUAACAAGUGAUGUACCAAACAAAGAGGACGAAGUGACAAAAGCACCACCAAUACCAGAAAACUAUGAACAGUUUGAAAGUUCCGAGAAACCAAGUGAAUCGUAUCUGUUUGAAAAGGAACGCUCUCCCAGUCCGAUUCUCAGCUUGAGAAAAGCCAAAAUAACGCGCUCGUACGGUCGAGCUCGCGUGACUGAACCAAAAAUUAAACCAGCGAUAGUAAUGGUUGUGCCGCCUGACUUGCGAGAGUCCCAACAGAUGAAGUCUCCUGAGAAACUGAGCAGUGGCUCGGAUCAAGAUCACCAUUUGUUGUUGUCGCCGAUGGACAUCGAAGAAUUUUCUCCAGAGAGGGAAAUUUGCGAAAACGACGUUCCAUCCGUCAGAGAGCAGUCUCCGCUCAGGGCCAGUCCGAUUCUCAGUUCAAGUUCGAGGUUUACCAAGAGUACCCGCUCAGCUGCUGCUGCUGCUGCUGCUGCUCGAUCCACAGAGAUGACGCAUAAACAACAGGUAACUUCUUCUGAAUCUAAAAACAAAACGAUAGACCAUAGACCCGUGGAGAAGGCGAAAGCCGCUGACAAGAUAAAAACUCCGAGUAUUGAGUCGACGGUAUCAGUUGUUGCAGAAGCGUCUAGCAGUGGUUCUUGUAAGGUUGCCGCUGAAAAUGUCCAAAACGAGCAGCUGACGAAAGGUAAGAUGACUAGGUCGUCGGCGCGAUUAGCUUCAGACACCAAAACCAAAGAAAAAACUAUCAACGCACCAGAAGCGCCGUCGGAUCAAUCAAUUGUUGUUCCUACUGCUAAUGCUGCCAUUACUACAAAUGAGAAAGAAAAAGCUCCAAUUUUCGUGUCCAAGAUCGAAUCUACGAAAAAAAUCGCCGACGGCGAUGAGCAGCCGCCUGUAAGAAUGAAAAUCACUCGCUCGAAAGAUCCAACCAAAGUACAAACGUCCGAUGAGUUACAUUCCAAAAAUAAUACAACGGCAUCGAGUGAUAUAGCCAUGAAUUCAAGUAAAAGGCCAUCCGAUAAGCUCAAGAGCCCUGAGAGACAGCCCACGGUGGUGGACGGGCCAACGUCUGCCGAUUUGAGUUUCGAGACACCGAAAAUCACGACGGAGAAAAUUACAAGCCCAGAUAGACCUAACGAAUCUUUCACUUCGCCGUCGCAGGAGAAACCCACCUCUGAAAACGAUGUUCCUGUGGCGAAGAAACUUCCAGCGUCGAAUUUAAAAUCUCCCCACGCGCUGGUACUCCCAGAGUCCAAGCAGUCCAUUAAAAUAGAGUCAACGUCAGUUUUGGGAGUGACAACAAGACGGUCGCGAGUUAAUUGCAGCGCAGAAACUUCAUCUGAAUCGAGUAGCAACAACAACAGCAGCACAGCAACAAAAGCGAAUGUCGUAAAGCCAAUCGAACCACAACUCAUGAAAACCAGCAACUCGAUCGAAAGUGGCGGUUCUAUGAUCGAAGCGAGAAUCGAGAAACACAGCAGUUUGGUUGACAUACCGUUGCUUGAGCAACCGCGUGCGCGCUCGAACGUUCAGCAGGUGCCAAACCCUCUGAACCGACGCUUCCAGCAGAGCUUGAUCGCCAAACCAGGAGUAGUUGCGGGGUUGCGUCGUCGGCCCGAUACGCCAAUGCCCGUCUUUUACGCCGUCCGUCCAGUGACAAGGUCCCUGUCGGGUAACCACAAUAACCACAGUAACAACGGUAACAGCUCGGACGCCGAGUGUAGCAACAGCGGUAAUUUUUGCUCUCCAUCUGGGCUAAUGAAGCUCGGCCCACGGAGUCCUCGAAUUCCCGUAGACAACGGCUUCGUCGUGCCGCCCUCGCCUCCGAUCGGGGUGCGCCGAGCCCGCUCGACGACCUACAUCAAGAUGUCCGAUCGUCUUGCCUUGGAACGCAAGGAAAUCGUUGUGCCGCAAAGCAGAGGUCUUGUGCGCGAUCCAGCCUUGACCGAGAGCCUGACCAUCAACCGUGUGAUCUCCAAGCGAAGGCCUGACACGCCGAUGCCUUCGCCAGAGCAGCAGUUGGCAGCCAAGAUGCCGAGAACAAGCCUAGAUAAUUAUUUACCUGUGCCGAGAUCGUUGCCAUCCAUUCCAAAGUUGAGGCAACAUCAUCAGGUGCCAUCGAUCCGCAAAGCGUUACCAUCAUCCCCCCUCGCGCAACCACUGGCAGAGUACGUAACGCCCAAGAGCCUAGCCGAAGCUCAACAGCCACAGCCAUCGCCACCGCGACCAUCAACUCCACCAUCACCACCGCCACCGCCAUCAUCACCGCCAACUCCGCCACCCGUACCAGCUCCACUGGUUCAAGAAUUGUUGACGGAUGCUGAGGAGAUAGUGGACAGUGCGAACUCGAACGGCAACUCGUUAGACUUGGACGAGCCAGUGCUCCCGGUGCACGAGAAGCCUCAACGCACGGCCAAGGUCGUGGCCAUUCUUAGCCUCGACACGAAGAGUAACAGCUCCAAAGCAGGAUACGGUCUGAGCACGCCGCAGAAAACAAAGCCUACCUCCGAAAUCUCGGUCAUCAACAACAGCCCGAGAUCCUCGAGACCAAGCAGAGCAGCAGCUCACCAAGCCAUGAGAGCCUUAACAGCAGCAAGCAUCGAGGAUAGUAGCAGCAAUAGUAGCAGCAGCAGCAGCGGCAAUCCGAUGCCAGCUACGGAUGUGGAUAACGAGUCUGAGUUAGACGACGUGGAAAUGCUCCCGAGCAAGCGUUUUAAGCGCACUCGCUCCCAGAGCAAUCAGUCGGUGGUAAUGGCCAAACCAGCGACUAGCAGCCCGAGGAUUGCGUCGGUCGAGUUGGAAGACGACGAAAAAAUUCCGCCUAAGAGGUCGGCUCGUUUGAACGCGGCCUCCUCCGUUCCUCCUCUUUCUUCCACAUCCGCAUCUGCUUCGACAAAUGACAAAUUAAAUAACCCAGCAAUAUAAAAAUCACUGAAUGACUGAAUAAGUAUAUCAAGUGCGCGACGACUGAUCGAAGAGGACAGACAGUUCUGCUCAGCGAUCGAGCUCUACUCUGACUCUCCUAAUUCUGCGCCGAUGACUACAUAAAUAUUAAUAUAUGCAUAUUUACGAAGUCUGUUGUAUUAUAAACGAAAUAGUUGAGGUAAAAAACAUAAACGCAAUGUCUUGUAGUCUCUAUGGUAUUCAAGUCUAAGGUCAUGAAUAUAUACAUAUAUUCUCAUGCCAGCACUCGCAAGUUGACAAUGGGCGUAACGCGUUUUCUCGUUUUAUUUUGUAAUAUUAAUAGACAAAAGAGAAACGCGCCUGCCUUUGAUGUACAUAACAAUGAUAAAUACAAUUGAUUAAUUGUUAAGGUUCAAGCGAUUCGAAAACAGAGCUUUGAAAUAAAAUGUAUGAAUAUAUUUAAUUAGUAAUAAUUUGAUGUUUUUUGUUUUUUUUUUUAACGACGUUGCGUUGUUAGUUGUAACUGUUUUUAUAUUCUCACCCUUGUUCUUCGGCCCUUUUGUAAAUGAAUUUCUUUCGUUAUUUUAUUAUUUGUAUGCAUUUCGUGAUGACAGACAACAAUUAUUAGACUCUCAUGACUGUAUCAUAUUAAAUAUAUAUUUUUUGUUUAAUGCAAAUAAAUGGGAAAUCGGGGUGACAAAAUAAGAAAAGAUUUAAACGAUGUUUUUAGCUAUACAUCGUGUUUUAAGAUACUUUGAAAGCAGUGUCGAAAGUAUUUAAUAGAAUUUUUGGAUUUCUAUCUUUUCUCUCUCUCUCUCUCUCUCUCUCUCUCUCUCUCUCUCUCUCUCUCGUGUACAAAUACGAUUUCGCGUGUAGUGUAUCCAAAAAAUCUAACAACUAAAAAGGUCACGUUUCUCGACGCCUGCGAUUGUUUAAUCUGAGCGAAAGUUGUUUCCUACUGAUUAAUUAGUUAUAUAUUAACAGAGAAUGGUUACAUAUAGUUCAUAAGUUGCGUGCUUGUAUUUUGUAUGAUCGAAUUUAGCCUUAAAAGAAAAGGAAAUAAACGAAAUAUUCCUUGCUAUGAACGAAC